AUGUUUGCUACGAUCUUGAAAGGCCUCGCUGUAAUCAUACUCUUCCUAUUUCUACAACACAGUUCUAUCCACUUCUUUCGACAGAAAACAACCAUGUAUAAUACACCUAAACUGUGUCGCUUGAUAAUCGCUGCAGAUGGCCGAUUCACCAACAAAACAAAUCUGUUGUCACCCUACGAGUCUCGCGCGCUCUCCAAUUCCAGAUUUAAAACGGCGUUUUGCAUCCGAAAUGCGUUCACGAGCUCCGACGAAGACUUUGUGACCCAGCACAUGAAGGACAUCAAGAUGCUUCUAAAUCUCACUCCUCUGGAUUGGAACCAUCUGUCCCACUCUCUCCAAGAAUCAGCACGCUACUGGGUCAACUCAUCACAGGGUACAAUCCACUUGGCCAGUAUUACUCAGACACUUACUCUGAGAUUGGUGCUGGUAGGGAUAUUCAAACUAGAACCUAGGAUUCCACCUUCUGGGGACCUCUUCUUCGCCGACUUUGCACGGUGCAUCAAUGAAUCCUGGAUCUUAGCUAAAGGGCCCGAUAUUCUUUCAUUUGAACACAAUGAAGAGCUACGGGACUGUGUCACUGCUUUCUUUCCUUCGUCUGAUCAGUUUCAGCGCGACGAAAAUCCGCUAAAUGUGAUCCUUCCGGGCUAUGAGACCACCUGGAGGGUGGCGCUACGCAUGUUCCUCGAGAUUAGGCGUGCUCAAAACGAGAUUUGGGUGGAUAAGAUGGUGAGCUUUGCACUGCACCCUACGAGGGUGCAGUUCCAGGACGUCGAAGACGGCAUUUCAGUCGAAGCAAUGGUCUCUGAGGCUCUUCGUCUGUACCCACCUACCCGACGCGUCCGCCGAACAUUCCGCUUCGAUGAUGACAAGAAUGGUGCAGUUGAUGAGACCUUUGCAGCAGAUAUUGAAGCCUGUCAUCUGGACAAGAUUAUCUGGGGAACAGACGCUUUGGAAUAUAAACCUUCGCGAUUUGCUACCUUGACCGAGGAACAGAAGGAAGCUUACAUGCCCUUUGGCAUCCCCCCUUUUUUAUGUCCUGCAAAGCCUGUCUUCGGGCCCAGGAUGGUAGGGAUGGUUGUUGGGAUUCUAUUCCUCGCAUUGCAGGAGGGAGGGAGAUGGAGGCUUGUUGGUAGGGAUAAGCACUCUGCUAAUGAUUAUGUGUCAGGUGGGCGAUUGAACAAUGACCGCAGUGCAUUUGAUGAUUUGUUUUUGUAUCUCAACGAGGAGAUGGAUGGCUGA
Messenger RNA from Aspergillus neoniger CBS 115656, 1239 nucleotides. RefSeq names its product cytochrome P450. The transcript has a single exon. The record is from RefSeq and is a predicted model, not a curated record. Lineage: Eukaryota; Fungi; Ascomycota; Eurotiomycetes; Eurotiales; Aspergillaceae. Gene Ontology annotation, molecular function: iron ion binding; heme binding; oxidoreductase activity, acting on paired donors, with incorporation or reduction of molecular oxygen. Bases 1 to 1239 code for a protein of 412 amino acids.